AUGGAGAUGCUGGCUGAUGAACCCCUUGACUUUUCUGUAACCCGAUUGCCAUUCUUCUUGCGUCCAGAGCUUCCAGGGAUGAAUAAGACGCUUCUUGGACACGACUCUGACCCGGAUCUGGGAAGGACUUGGGAGCUGAAAGAAUCUCCCGGUACCUGGGGUCAGCAAAUGGAUCGCUACACCAGGAAACAUCCUGAGAAGUUCGGUGGUGAAAGCCAAGCGCCUGACGCCCGUGUGGGGAUCAGUUGGCAAGCCUCCGAGGUGGGGUUGAAGUUUACCUUUGACCAGCACAUGAGCAACUCCAUGGAUGCUUUGCGAUUGUUGAUGAAGGUCCAGAAGGAGCAGCCCCCCAAGGUGCGGGAGGAAUUCUUUGAGGUUGUUUCUCGCAAGUACUUCACAGAAGGCCGACCCUUGGCGGAUCAUUCCAUGCUACUUGAGGCGGCUCGUGAGGUGCAGGUUCCCACAGAGGGUUUGCUGCAGUGGCUGCAGAGUGGUGAGGGCACUUGGGAGAUCCAGCGGAAGUACGCCGAGAUCUUUUAUGGCUGGGGAUACACUUCAGUUCCGGUCACGCUGGUCAGUUGUGAAGGUGUGGAUCAGCACAUCCAAGGCUCUCAGCAUUUGGAUGACGCUCUGGCCGCAAUCGGAAAUUCUGGGGCCCAGCCGAAUCCUGGGCUUCACAUCAUGCCAGUGCCAUGGCCUGAGCUCCCCAGCACCAUUCCUCGGCCGGAAGAGCGUGGCAUCACCGUGCAGCAGCUGCGCGAGUUGCGUCUCUUCCUACAGCGACUCUGCAAGACGGGGCUGCUGAGAAAGGAUGACAAAGCCAUCAACUGGCACAUGUUGAACCAGUACCACAUCAGCGAGUUGGUCCUGGUACCAGUCAUUUCUCACCUCCAUUUCAAGCAGCAGUUGGAAGGACCACCCCGACGGUCAUGGGUAGAGAUGGUGGCUGCAGGACCACAAAAGCCUCAGAUUUUGAUGAGCCAUUCCUGGGGCGGCUACUUUCGAGACUUCAUGGCUGUGAUAGACAAGGUGGUUGCUGACAGAGGAUGCAGCCCUUUGACUCCGAUUUGGGUUUGUACCUUUGCAAACUCGCAGUUUGGGGAGAACUUUGGUCCAACUCUGGAGGAAAGCCCCUUCUUCCGUGCCAUCUCCGUGGCAGAAGGCACUGUGCUGGUGGUGGAUCGAGAAGCUGGAUCCCUGACCCGGAUCUGGUGCGGCCUGGAACUACAUUUCACUGACAAACUGCAGAAAGAUUUGCAGGUCUACACCCCGAGUGGUCGCAUUGGUUCCCAGUUGGUCACUUCGGGCCCUUUGGUGGAAGCGAUUGCCGGCUGGGACGUGACAUGCUGUGAGGCCACACAGCCCAGCGACCGCCGGCAGAUCCUGAACUAUUUGGUGAACCCCAUGGGAGAGAAGAAUGGACUGGUGAAAGGUGCCGAUGGCCAUCUAGUCUUGGAACAGGGUUGGAGGAAACUGCUGGAAGAUGAUGCGAAAGACGCGACCAAAAUGCGCACUACAGGUGAGGCAGAAUAUCUACAUGAGGCAGAGCUCUUUCGAGAACAUGCAGAUGCAUUUUCCAAUCUGAAUCAGAUGGUUCGGAACAAAGUCAAAGAAGCAAUUUGUGUGCUGGAAACAAGCAAGACGGGAUGCAGGAUCAACCCCAUUGAGCAACGCGGAAUUAUGUUUGGCAGACUGCGUGAAUUCUUGAAGGCUUUGAAGCAGGAGAUUUGUGCACACAUUGACUUCGAGUAUGAGACAGUGACUACGCGUGAAGUAGUGAGCACAAUAUUCAAAAAGCGCUAUAUCGACGUUUCACAUUCUGAGAUUGUGAACGAUCGGCCGACCUUUCCGACGUAUAUUAUUGAACACUUGUGGGACAUGAGGUUCUCGGAACUCGUUGCGGGCAUUGAAUGGUUCGCGGAGGCACGGCAACUUAGCGACACCUCGGCGAUCUGGUUGGAUCUGGCGGCCUAUCGCCAUGGCAUCGCCGGGGAAAUGUUCCGCCCAGAGCAGGAGAAUGUGCUGGGAAAGCUGAACGGAAUCACGGAGGGUAGAGCCUUCCUUUGGCCCGGCAAUGGUGUGGACAUCAACCGGGCUUGGUUCAUGCAUGCGUUGCACGUGACCCGCAAAAGCGCCAAACUCAUCGAUUUCGUGACCUCCACGGGGGCCGUGGCCUGUAGCGUGGCGUUCCCCGAUGGCUCCUGGGCCUUUGGGAACUUUGACGCCAGCAUUGCGCAGCAGUUGGUGGAGCUGGAUGCCAAUGCCAGCAAGGCCACAGAGCAACGGGAUCUCGACAUGAUCUUCAACGUUCUGAGAUCAGCCAAAGGCGGUUUCAAGCGUUUCCAGCAACGACUCUGCCGCAUUGCCGCCGGGCCUGUGAUUCGAGAGGCUGCAGCACGCGGCAAGGCCGAGGAUAUCUCGCAGAUUCUGCGACUUUGCGGGUCCUCAGGCUUGGUCAUCAACAGCAGCUCGCUGGGAGGCAGCUUGGGAGAGAUGGCAACCCACGUGGCCGCCGCUGCGGGUCACGUUGAAGUUCUUGAAGCCCUUCUAAAUCUGAGUGCAGAUCCGAAUGCAGAGGACCAGAUUAACGAGACACCAUUGCACUACGCAGCUUUUACGGGACAUCUCGAUUGCGUGAAACUGCUUUUGUCCCGGAGUGCCAAUGUUUGUGCUGAGUCAGCCUUUGGUGAAACGCCUCUGGACGUUGCUAGCGACAACAUCGCAGAAUUCUGUGGUGUGGAGACGCGUAGCAUUUGCACACUCCUGGACAUUUGGGCGGCCUAUUUGCAAGUCUUCCAGCGUUUGCUGGACGAGCCUCUCCCCAAUAAAGCAGCUGACCAAAAGCUACCCAUUUGGGAGAAGUAUGCGAGGAUGGCCCAAGUGGCUGGCACGCCAAAUGGAAAGGACUUCUCUUGGGAAGCUCACGACAUCUUCAAUGGUGAAACCGCCCAGAACCUGCGGUCACAAGGUUGCAAGGCUAGCUGA
Molecule: messenger RNA, 2985 nt
Organism: Cladocopium goreaui
Lineage: Eukaryota; Dinophyceae; Suessiales; Symbiodiniaceae
Source: the annotation of a GenBank genome assembly